ACGUCACAUAUUCGCAAAGACUUUUACAAGCGUGCAUGCUAUAUUGAGAAGAUGGAAAAUGUCCCUGCCGAAGCCUUGGUAUUCACAGACGAGAGUGCUAUCUGUGAAAGGGACCUAAUGCGAGUCUUUGGGCGUUCACCAUCGGGGAAACGUGUGACUAGAUGGAUCAAACGCACUAAUGCGAAGAGAUAUUCGCUUCUACCCGCAAUUGGAUUGAAUGGGAUGCUUGCAAUGACGGUCCGCGAGGGUAGCAUUGAUCGAAAACGAUUUGAAACUUUCCUCGAGUUCCAGCUACUCCCUGCAAUGAAUCCUUUUCCUGCCGUCAACAGUGUCCUUGUUAUGGACAAUGCCAGAAUUCAUCAUGGUGGUCGCAUAGCAGAGCUUUGCGAAGAGCGAGGUGUUUGACUCAUUUAUUUGCCACCUUAUUGCCCCGAACUCAACCCUAUUGAGAUGCUCUUUUCAGUAAUCAAGAUUCGAUUCAGAAGAAACGGAAUUCUUGAACUCUCGGAUGAAGACUUAGACAUGGUUAUACGUGAUCAUGCCGAGGAAUGUGUCACUCCAACAUUAUUAGCACGUUGGUAUUUCAGUUGUGGCUAUGAUUUAC
Molecule: messenger RNA, 604 nt
Organism: Melampsora larici-populina 98AG31
Lineage: Eukaryota; Fungi; Basidiomycota; Pucciniomycetes; Pucciniales; Melampsoraceae
Exons: 4
Coding region: 52-405 (117 amino acids)
Molecular function (GO): nucleic acid binding
Source: RefSeq, a predicted model, not a curated record